CCCUUCCUCUCUGUCUGUCAGUGUCAUUCUGAACUGGAGAUGUGGAGUGUCUUUCUGUCUCUCUGCCUUUUCUUCCAGCCCAAUUCAGCUGAGGAAGUGAUGCUGCUGGACACAACAGAAACUACCUCAGAGCUGGGCUGGACAACCUAUCCAAAAACAGGGUGGGAUGAGGUCAGUGUGUUGGAUGACCGGGGGAAGCUCAUUCGCACCUUUGAGGUCUGCAAUGUCAACCAGAAUCCCCGUCAGCAGGAUAACUGGUUGGCAACACCUUUCCUCUACCGUCAAUCGGCUCCACGGAUGUUUGUAACGUUGCGCUUCUCUGUGCGCGACUGCGCCAGCCUGCGCACACCAUCGCCCACCUGUCGUGAAACGCUCACCCUCUACUACAAGCAGGCUGACUCACAGAGGGAGCUGAUGAGAACCUGGGUCGCAGAGCCAUCUAGCGGUGAGAGAGAGACAAGGGAAGGUUGGGUGAAGAUCGACACGAUUGCAGCUGAUAAGAGUUUCUCCAAAGUAGAGCCCAGUUCACCUCACCAGUAUCAGCCCAACCGCUACAGUCGCAUCAAUGUUAAAACACGAAGCUUUGCUCCUCUGACACGUAAUGGGUUUGUUUUAGCAAUUGUGGACAGUGGAGCUUGUGUUUCCCUCAUGGGGGUGUCCAUUUUCUACCGCCGUUGUCCAGCCACCAGCCUCAACUUGGCGUCCUAUCCGGCAACUCCAUCAGGUGCAGAGCCGACUGCUUUAGUGCCUGUGACAGGGAUGUGUGUCCCCCACAGUAAAACACAGGGCGGCACCCCCCCUCGCAUGCACUGCAACGCUGAAGGCGAGUGGAUGGUGCCUGUUGGAGGAUGUGUCUGUGACAAAGGAUAUGAGCCAAACAUCAACGGAUCCGCCUGCUUGGCUUGUCCUGUGGGCUACUUCAAGUCUGUGUCUGGCUCCGUUCCCUGUUCUGUGUGUCCCCCCAACAGCAGAACCAGCCAGGAGGGGUCGAGUGUGUGCGAAUGUCGCAGUGGCUUUUAUCGAGCAUCCAAAGAUGCCAACUCUUCCGCCUGCACAACUCCUCCUUCUGCUCCAGUCUCUCCAACCUGGGAGUAUGAAAGCGGCGAUGGUGGGGUCUCCUUAAGGUGGCGUCCUCCUUUGGAUAUGGGAGGUCGCAGUGAAGUGUGGUAUGGCGUGGUUUGUCGCAUUUGCCCCUCUCCCACCUUCAGCAACCCAGCCGCAUGCUCCUGGUGUGGAGAGGGGGUCACCUUCAGCCCGUCACAAACCAACCUGAAACAGACUAGAGUAACCCUCAACAACCUACUGACCAGGGUCACUUAUCUCAUACAGGUGCAAGCCAUGAAUGAAGUGUCAUCUUUGAGUCCUUUUCCGGCUCGAUACACGAGCAUCAAUUUCACCACCAGCCAGUCAGUUCCCAGUACAGUUCCUAUGUUGCACCAGCUGAGCCGAGCUCCAGACUCCAUCACACUCUCUUGGCCUCAGCCGGAUCGACCCAACGGAGACAUCCUGGAGUACCAACUCCGAUAUUAUGACAAGGGUUCAGACAUGGACAGUGCGAUGACGGUAUUCAGCGAGACCAACACAGUGACCGUCAGUUCUCUGAUUCCUGGAUCUAUCUAUGCCUUCCAGAUCAGAGCUCGAAAUGAACGUGGCUAUGGUCCAUACAGCAACACCAUCUAUUUCACAACGCUGCCACUUGAGGAACAUUCGCUGCAGAUCCAGAAUCGACUUCCUCUGCUUGUUGGCUCGGUGAUGGGUGGCGCAGCCUUUCUCCUAGUGGUGGCAGCAAUUGUUGUUGUCAUUGUUUUUCGCAGCAAACGGAGAGAGAGCCCAUACAGCGACAGACUUCAGAGGUACAUCAGUAACCGGGGUGGGGUUAAAUAUUAUGUGGAUCCUUCUACAUAUGAAGACCCCAGUGAGGCAGUUAAAGAAUUUGCCCGUGAAAUAGAUCCUUCUCAUAUUAAGAUUGAGGAGGUGAUUGGUGCAGCCCAGUUUGGAGAAGUGUCUCGUGGACGUUACCGUCCUGUGGGCCGCAGGGAAGUGCUGGUGGCUGUGAAGACUAUUCGAUGGGGGGCAUCUGACAGAGAAAGGGGAAUGUUUCUCAGUGAAGCAGGGGUCCUUGGGCAAUUUGAUCAUCCAAAUGUGCUGAAGUUGGAGGGUGUUGUCACGCGAACUCCUCCAGAAAGAAUCAUCACUGAGUUCAUGGAGAAUGGGCCCCUGGAUGCUUUCCUUAGGGAGAACGAAGGUCAGUUCAGUGUCCUUCAACUUGUUGGGAUGCUCAGGGGAGUUGGCGCAGGAAUGCGAUAUCUGUCUGAGAGAAACUUUGUUCACAGAGACCUGGCUGCCAGAAAUGUGUUGGUCAAUUCCAACCUAGUUUGCAAAGUAUCCGACUUUGGCCUCUCCAGACUCAUGAGGGGUGUGGACCACAAUGUACCCACAUACACUGCCUCUCUGGGCAGUAAGAUUCCAGUGAGGUGGACUGCACCAGAAGCUUUCCAGCAUCGAAAGUUCAGCACAGCCAGUGAUGUCUGGAGCUUUGGCAUAUUAAUGUGGGAAGUGAUGUCCUAUGGAGAGCGCCCAUACUGGGAUAUGAGCAAUCAAGAGGUGAUGAAGGCAGUAGCGGAUCAGUAUCGGCUUCCUCCUCCUCACAACUGUCCCCCUGCUCUCCACUCCCUGAUGCUUCAGUGCUGGCAGGCUGAACGGGGGGACCGGCCAGGCUUCGACCAGCUCCUCUCCUCUUUGGAUAGGCUGAUCAGACACCCUGCCUCCCUCAAGGCUGAGCCAACUCGGAGCUGCUCGCAACCAUUGCUCAGCCCAACCCCCACAGACUUAACGGCAGUGGCAACUGUCGGGGAUUGGCUGAAAGCGCUGAGGAUGGAGAGAUAUCAGGAGGAGUUUGAUCGAGCAAACAUAGACACAUUAGACAGAGUCAGCAUGCUCACUAUGGAAGAUGUCCAGAACCUUGGUGUGAACCUGUUGGGACAUCAGAGGAAGAUCGUCAGCGCAGCCCAGCAGCUCAGGUCCCACCUGAUGCAAGGCCAGGUGGAGGUCUGAGGAUCCGACCGCAGCACAAUCUGUUCCAAUUUUCACCUCCUUCUGCUUGUUGCAUUUGGUUCUGCAACGGUUUUUUAUUUAAUGUGGGCACUUUUUAAACCAAAUC
Cyprinodon variegatus (sheepshead minnow) is the source of this 3160-nucleotide messenger RNA. It is a transcript of the gene ephb6, whose product is annotated as ephrin type-B receptor 5-like. The record is from RefSeq and is a predicted model, not a curated record. NCBI's taxonomy places the organism in Eukaryota, Metazoa, Chordata, Actinopteri, Cyprinodontiformes, Cyprinodontidae. Gene Ontology annotation, biological process: axon guidance; central nervous system projection neuron axonogenesis; protein phosphorylation. The transcript has 19 exons. Gene Ontology annotation, molecular function: ATP binding; protein binding; transmembrane-ephrin receptor activity. Gene Ontology annotation, cellular component: neuron projection; plasma membrane. Bases 40 to 3054 code for a protein of 1004 amino acids.